This is a messenger RNA of Microthlaspi erraticum, 948 nucleotides long. NCBI's taxonomy places the organism in Eukaryota, Viridiplantae, Streptophyta, Magnoliopsida, Brassicales, Brassicaceae. The record is from the annotation of a GenBank genome assembly.
AUGGCGGAUUUCUUCAGCAGCGGCCACGGCGGCGAGCUUAUGGAAGCACUUCAACCUUUUUACAAAAGUGCUUCCGCGUCUGCUUCAGACUCUGCGUUUGCGUCUUCAAACGCUUCAUUUGCGUCUGCACCAAGCGACCCAUUUUCUUAUUCUUUCUAUAAUCCUCAGUCUCAAAAUGUCUCUUUCUUUCCCACCACCCAACCCGAUUCCGGAUCCUACCCGGAUAUUUAUUCCGGAUCCAUGACCUAUCCAGCUUCCUUCGGGUCGGAUCUCCAACAACCCGAUCAAAACUACCAAUCUCAGUUCCAUUACCAAAACGACUUCACUUACACUCACCAAGACAACCCUUGCAUGCUCAACUUCAUCGACCCGAAUCCAGCUUUUCUAACCCGACCGGGUUCGGGUUCGGUUACAAAGCCAGCUAAACUCUAUCGUGGAGUGAGGCAAAGGCACUGGGGAAAAUGGGUCGCGGAGAUCCGUUUACCCAGGAACCGAACCCGACUCUGGCUCGGAACAUUCGACACGGCUGAAGAAGCUGCAUUGGCUUAUGAUCGCGCCGCGUUCAAGCUUCGUGGCGACUCGGCUCGACUCAAUUUUCCAGCCCUCCGAUACCAAACCGGCUCGUCUCCGUCUGAUUCCGGCGAAUAUUACGGACCUAUUCAAGCUGCCGUUGACGCCAAAUUGGAAGCUAUUUUUGCUGAGCCAAAGAAUCAGCCGGGAAAAAAGGAGAGAACGUCGAGGAAACGAGCUAAAGCUGCGGCUUCUUCGGCUGACCAGCCGGCGCCAAUGCAUCAUUCCGGGUCGGGUUCGAGUGACGGGUCAAGUUCGCCGGUGUCGGAUAUUAUGCUGCCGGAGAUGUGUGCAGAGACGCCAAUACCGUGGAAUGAUAAUUUCAUGCUCGGGAAGUGUCCCUCGUAUGAGAUUGAUUGGGCUUCAAUAUUAUCGUAA